AUGGAUCAAAUUUCGUCAAAGCAUUCAAAGAAUAAGGAACCUGAAGAAAUAUUUAAUUCAGAUGAUGAUACCAGCGAUAUAGAGGACGAAAGUAAUGAGGAAGAAAUAACUUUUGCUAAUUUGGAUAUAAAUAGUACAGUAAACAUCCCGAAACAUUAUCAUUGUGGAAGUCAUACAAUAAGUUUAAUAACAACAACUGAUUUCAAUAAUGCUCUUAAAUCGGAUCGUGGGACGUAUGUUAUACAUUCACAGGCUUUUUUAAAGUGCAAUGCUCUUUGGAAGAAAGGAAAUAGACCAAAAUCGUCCGAAAUCAUUGUAGACAUAAUUGGUUCAACACUUAAAACUCCUUGUGUUACACGAUGGAAUUCAUUGUAUGAUUCCACAUUGCAGUUGUUAAACAAUGAAUCAAAUCUAACCACUCUCUGAAGAAUUGCAAA
Molecule: messenger RNA, 437 nt
Organism: Lucilia sericata (common green bottle fly)
Lineage: Eukaryota; Metazoa; Arthropoda; Insecta; Diptera; Calliphoridae
Exons: 2
Coding region: 1-426 (141 amino acids)
Source: RefSeq, a predicted model, not a curated record